Messenger RNA from Closterium sp. Naga37s-1, 2664 nucleotides. The record is from the annotation of a GenBank genome assembly. NCBI's taxonomy places the organism in Eukaryota, Viridiplantae, Streptophyta, Zygnematophyceae, Desmidiales, Closteriaceae.
AUGGAGGUUGCUAGGGAGACCGAUCUGGAACCUCCGGCUAUCACGGCGAUGCAUUGUGCUGCGGCGUCAAAUUUCGUGGCGCAGCGAUUCUCGCAGCAUUUCGCACAGCAUUUCGCGGAGCAAUUUGCGCAGCAGCAAUUCGCGCGGCAUUUCGCGGAGCAGCAGUCGGCGAGGGAUGAGGAGAACCGGCUCCUCCGCUCCUGCGGUGACGAUAGCAGGCUGGCUGAUGAGCAGCGGCAAGAGCAGCAGCAGCGGCAGCAGCAGCAACAACAUCAGCAACAGCUGCUGCUACUGCUGCAGACCCAGCACAGACAGCAGGCCUUAGUGGCGAGUCAAUGCGAAGGGCCUUGGAGGGUAAACGGCUUGGGCGGUGCGAGUUGGCCGGAGGCUGGUGCGCGGCAGAACACGAUUGGGGGUGUGGGACAGGAAGAGCACGGCAGAGAGAAGCAGACGUCAUUUGAGAAGGUGAUUCUGCACUCUGUGCCGUGGUUCCAGGCGGAGCAGCAAUGGGAGGCGGAGCAUCAUGCAGUUGACAUGAAUGGUACAAGUAGGAAGAGGCUGUGCAGAGAGGAGGAGAAGCUGUCGGCGCUGCUGCUGGCGUCCCACCAGGCCGUGAUGCAGCAGCAGAGAGAGCAACUCGAGCUGCAGCAGAGGCAGAAGCUGGUGCUGGAUCAAAGCCGAGAGCUGGCAUGCUCGCUCGCCUCUCAACCAGAGCCGUGCACUGUUGCAGAUCAGUAUGUAGCUGCGAGUUUUACUUGUUCAGCAGGAGAUGAUCCUGCUUUUUUUGCCUUCACUUUUUUCUCGUCGUCCCCUUUCCUCUGGUCCUCACCGUCCUCCGCUUCGCCUCCCCUCGCCUUCCACCGCUCCCUUCCUUUCUCCUCAUUCUGCGCCGCUGAACCUCUUCCUACUGUCAGCUCAACCGCCGCAAACAAAAUGUCGUCCGCUCCGCCUACCGGCGGCAGCGGCGGCGGCGGUGGCGGCGGCGAUCGCGGUGUGCAGCCGAUGAGCCUGAAGGAGGUUCAGGAGCGAAUUGACCAGCUCUACGGUGACCGGAGCGCGAAGAACCUUCGCGAAGGCAUCCGAAAAGGCUUUAUUUCCGUCGGAAAGGGUGUCUUCGCCGGCGUCGGCGCGCUCGUCGCGGCGCCUAUCGCGGGCGCUGCGCAGGAGGGCGGGAUCGGGCUGGUUAAAGGGACCGUGGCGGGGGUGGCUAGUCUCGUCGUGCUGCCUACUAUAGGAAUAGUACAAGGCGCGCAGCAGUUAGGACAGGGGAUUAAGAACAUGCCGGACGCGGUUCGGGAGAUGAUGAAGAAGGAUAAGUGCGAGGAGGAGGCGGAAAAAGGGGAGAUUCUGGAAGAUCCAGACGUGGAUAAGCUUAACGAACAGACGUAUUCGCACACGCGCGAAACUGUCGAGAAAAUCGCGCUCGAAACGGAAACAGAGGAGGCGACUGCCACGUCAGCGGCGAAGGCUGCUGCCGACGAAGCAGCCGCCACGUCAGCCGCGGAAGCGGCGGCCGCGGCGGAGAAGAAGGGGGAGAAGAGGGAGGUUAAGGACGAGGCGCUGUACCUGGUUCUGGAGGUCGCGACGGACGCGUCGUCCGUGGAGAUUAAAAAGGCGUACUACAAGCUAGCGCGCACGUGCCAUCCCGACAAGAACCCCGGGGAUGAAACCGCCAAGGCCAAGUUCCAAGCUGUCGGUGAAGCCUACCAAGUCCUCAUGGACCCCGCCAAGCGCGAGCAGUACGACCGCUUCGGCCGCGCCGCGCUCGAAGACACCUUCAUGGACCCCGGGUCCUUCUUCACCAUGGCGUUCGGUGCAGAGCGGUUCAAACCGCUUGUGGGGGAGUUGACAGUGGCGUACACGGCGGCGGGGAAUCUGACGGUGGAGGAGGUGAAGCGGUGGCAGGCGCGGCGGGAGAGGGAGCUGGCGGACGGGCUGCUGAAGCGGCUGGGGCUGUGGUUGAGAGGGGAUGAGGAGGGGUUUGUGAGAGAGGCUGUGAAGCAGGUGGACGAGCUCAAGGGCGAGGCUUUCGGGGUCGCCUUCUUGCACUGUAUCGGGUAUGCGGUGUGGUGGGAAUGUUGUCAUCUGGUGUUUGUAGGGUUGUGGCUGGCGGGGGAUGAGGAGGGGUUUGUGCGGGAGGCUGUGAAGCAGGUGGACGAACUCAAAGGGGAGGCGUUUGGGGUCGCCUUCCUGCACUGCAUUGGGUACGUGGGGUGGUGGAACUUUUGUUAUUUGGUGUUUGUGUGGUUGUGGUUGAAGGGUGAUGAGGAGGGGUUUGUGCGGGAGGCUGUGAAGCAGGUGGAUGAGCUCAAAGGGGAGGCGUUUGGGAUCGCCUUCCUGCACUGCAUCGGGGAGGCUGUGAAGCAGGUGGACGAGCUCAAGGGGGAGGCGUUUGGCGCGCGGAGAGAGAGGGAGCUGGCGGACGGGCUGUUGAAGCGGCUGGAGCUGUGGUUAAAGGGGGAUGAGGAGGGGUUUGUGAGGGAGGCUGUGAAGCAGGUGGACGAGUUGAAGGGGGAGGCCUUUGGGGUCGCCUUCCUGCACUGCAUCGGCUACACGUACUACUCGCGCGCGCAGGUGCUGCUAGGCCUCACCGAGCUGCUCGGCAUCCCGGGAUUUGUGAACGCAAUCAAGGAGUCGGGGCACACCCUCCGCCCUUCCUUUUAA